AUGGGCAUCAAAGAAAUCCGCACCGCUUUGAAAGUUGAUCUUAACAAACAUGCUCGUGAGCAACCUGGUCUACAUAACCGAUGGCAUCCUGACAUUCCGGCAUGCGGCAAAAUUGCAAACAAUGAAGUUGUCAAGAUCGAGUGUCUGGACUGGACGGGUGGGCAGAUCCAAAACAACGACUCGGCCGAGGACGUUCGAACAGUUGAUCUGACCGAAAUCCACUACUUGUCUGGGCCUUUCGACAUCGAAACGGCAGAACCAGGAGACGUCCUGCUUGUUGAGAUCCAAGAUGUCCAGCCGUUCCAGGAUCAGCCAUGGGGAUUUACCGGAGUAUUUGCCAAAGAAAACGGGGGAGGAUUCCUGGAUGAGAUCUACCCAAAAGCUGCAAAAGCAAUUUGGGAUUUUGAAGGCAUCUUCUGUUCCAGUCGCCAUAUUCCCGGUGUCCGCUUUGCUGGGCUAAUCCAUCCCGGAAUUCUCGGAUGUGCUCCGUCGGCGGAGGUGUUGGCUGAAUGGAAUAAACGUGAAGGAGAGCUCAUCGCAGCCAAUACUGUUGAUGGUCGAGUCGUUGCACAGCCACCUCAACCUAUGAAUUCUCAUGCAGGAAGUGCAACAGAAGAUAUCAAGGACAAGGUGGCAAAGGAAGGAGCUAGAACAAUUCCAGGUCGCCCUGAGCACGGCGGUAACUGCGACAUCAAGAAUUUAUCUCGAGGCUCAAAGGUGUAUCUACCGGUUCAUGUCCCGGGCGCCAAAUUUUCAGUGGGAGACUUGCACUUUUCUCAAGGAGAUGGUGAGAUUUCAUUCUGUGGUGCCAUUGAGAUGGCCGGUGUGAUCACCCUCAAAUUCACCGUCAUCAAGAAUGGCAUGGCAAAGAUGGAUAUGAAAUCACCAAUCUUCAUACCAGGUCCAGUUGAGCCACAGUUUGGACCUGGACGUUUCUUGACCUUUGAAGGAUUCUCAGUUGAUGAACAUGGUAAACAGCACUACUUGGAUGCCACGGUCGCAUACAGACAAACUUGCCUGCGUGUAAUUGAGUAUCUCCGACGUUAUGGGUACUCAGACUAUCAGAUUUAUCUUCUUCUCUCAUGUGCUCCAGUACAGGGACACAUUGCAGGGAUUGUGGAUAUUCCAAAUGCGUGCACCACGCUGGGCGUGCCGAUGGAUAUCUUUGACUUUGAUAUCAGACCCGAGGCGGAUGCGGUGAAGAGAGAUAUGGGAAGUUGUGCCUUUGCAAGCGAGUAA
Messenger RNA from Penicillium subrubescens, 1239 nucleotides. Its product is annotated as acetamidase/formamidase family protein. The transcript is spliced from 5 exons. Gene Ontology annotation, molecular function: hydrolase activity, acting on carbon-nitrogen (but not peptide) bonds, in linear amides. The record is from RefSeq and is a predicted model, not a curated record. Lineage: Eukaryota; Fungi; Ascomycota; Eurotiomycetes; Eurotiales; Aspergillaceae. Bases 1 to 1239 code for a protein of 412 amino acids.